Molecule: messenger RNA, 2105 nt
Organism: Argiope bruennichi
Lineage: Eukaryota; Metazoa; Arthropoda; Arachnida; Araneae; Araneidae
Product: serine protease Hayan-like
Exons: 8
Coding region: 72-2039 (655 amino acids)
Biological process (GO): proteolysis
Molecular function (GO): serine-type endopeptidase activity
Source: RefSeq, a predicted model, not a curated record
CUUGACUGACUCAAAGUUGUUGAUAACAUUUUUCUUCGACUUAGUAUAGCUUACUUCAACUGACGAUCGACAUGGACCGCAGAGCGUUAACGUCCACAUAUCGGCGAAGUUUAGUGGUAUACUUUCUUACCCUUAUAUGUUCCUGCUUUCCAGUCAUCUUUGCUCAGAACUGGAGAAAUCCAGAAGACAUCAGAAGGCCUCACGAUUCUCAUACGACGGAACCCUUCUUAGACUUGUGCUAUACUCCCGAAGGAUUCAAGGGCGAAUGUCGUGGACUAUCUGAGUGUUGGGUCACCAAAUACGAAAAUUAUUCACUAAAACAAUGUAGAUAUAAUGGCUACAGAGAAACAUUUUGCUGUCCAGACUGGACAGAAGAAAACUUUCAAAUCGUGUCUUCCUACACAAUACGGCAAUCUUCUGUGCAUCGAGUGAAAGUGGUAGAAACUACAACUAUUCCAGUCAAAAGUUUAUUCGAUUUUAUCGUCAAACCUAUUAUAAGUUCAAUUUUAAACUUAAAUGCAGAUGGAGGUGAUCAAACGUCUCAGCAAUCAACUCAAACGCCUCCGGUGACAGAGCCUCCAAUUAGAGUGCCAGAACCUGUUAUCACGAGAUUGCCUAUCUGGAAUCCAAAAGUUACUCCAGCUAGGAUGGUGCUGACUACCAAGACAUCUUUUAUUAUACCUACCAGAAGUCCCGUGAUGGUUCAAUCAUUUAACAGAAAUGGAUCUAAUAUUAUACCUACAAAGAACCCUGUAAUGGUUCAAUCAUUAAACAGAAAUGGGUCUUAUAUUGUAUCUACCAGAAGUCCCGUAAUGGUUCAAUCACUUAAGAGAAAUGGAUCUAAUAUUGUACCUAUCAGAAAUCCUGUAAUGGUUCAAUCAUUUAACAGAAAUGGAUCUAAUAUUGUACCUACCAGAAGUCCUGUAAUGGCUCAAUCAUUUAACAGAGAUAGAUUUAGCACUGUAUCUACCAGGAAGCCUGUGGUAUCACAAUCCUUUUAUAGAAAUACAUCCAGCAUGGUGCCAACAAGGAAUCCAGCGACACUUCAAUCGUUUAACAGAAAUGAAUCUAAUGUUGUACCUACCAGAAAUUCUCCGGCUUCUCAAUAUUUUACGACAAAGAAAACAACAAAAUCUCAGAUAACAAGGGCCACUGUUCCAAGCAUUAUAAUGCCAUCUGCUGCGCCAAAUUUUGAAGGUUGCGGACGAAAAUAUUCCAAACACGGACCGUUGUUUGAUGCAAGAAAAAUUCAAACGUACGUUAUUGGCGGGCACGAUGCAAAAGAACACUGGCCAUGGAUGGUUGCCAUCCAUUUAUCAAGAAAUCGUUCUCCCCCCAAAUUCAUGUGCGGCGGAAGUUUGAUCACAACUCGCCAUGUUUUGACAGCUGCUCAUUGCUUCGACACUAGGAGUCACAGCAGAGAUAGAUACAGCGUUCUGGUUGGCACGAGCAAUAUCACCAUAAAUACCAAAGAACCCGCUGUAAUUUCUAGUGGUGAAUUCAUCGAAGUUUUGAACAUCCGUAUCCACGAGCAGUAUGUACCGAAAAUCCAUUACAAUGACAUAGCUGUUCUGACGCUGGAGUCCAAAGCAACUCUCAGCGAGUUCAUCUUUCCCGUGUGCCUGCCAUCUACCAAAGACCUUAAAGCAGUAACUUCUUAUGCAAAUGUCACACUUACUGGAUGGGGACAUACCGCCUAUGGUGGUACAGAAAGCAAGAUUCUUCAAGAAGUUGAUCUGCAAAUCAUUCCUCUCAGCCGUUGCCAACGUUCUUAUGAAGAGUUUAAGACGAAAGCCCUUUCCCAGGGAAUCAUUACAGAUAUGCUAUGUGCUGGAGAUCCUCAAGGUGGAAUAGAUGCUUGUCAGGGUGAUUCUGGGGGGCCUUUAGUAAUGGAAAAUGAAGACCGAUGGAUUCAAGUGGGCAUUGUCUCUUUCGGUUUCCGAUGCGGCGCCGAAAACUAUCCAGGAGUUUACACCAGAGUUUCUGCUUAUAUGAGGUGGAUCAGUCGAAUUUUAUCCGAGUACCAGUACUACGUCUAGUCAAGUGUUUUAUGAAUCAUUCAGAUGUGGUCUAUUCAGUCUUUUUUAUAAUUAAAUUUUAUUGAA